This is a messenger RNA of Penaeus indicus, 7653 nucleotides long. RefSeq names its product WD and tetratricopeptide repeats protein 1-like. The transcript is spliced from 11 exons. Lineage: Eukaryota; Metazoa; Arthropoda; Malacostraca; Decapoda; Penaeidae. Gene Ontology annotation, biological process: negative regulation of fatty acid biosynthetic process. Gene Ontology annotation, cellular component: Cul4-RING E3 ubiquitin ligase complex; cytoplasm. The annotation marks the transcript as partial. The record is from RefSeq and is a predicted model, not a curated record. Gene Ontology annotation, molecular function: protein binding.
UUUACUGCUGUCGGGGUCAGAUGACUAUGAUGUCAUUCUUUGGGAUGUGUACAGUCAAAAACGCAUAAAGACAUUACCAACUGGUCAUAGAGGCAACAUAUUUUCUGUAAAGUUCCUACCUCAGACUGGAGACAGAGUAGUCAUAUCAGGUGCGGGAGAUGGCCGUAUAGAAGUAAGGGAAGUGGAGACAGGAGAUGUUACGCAACUUUGUACCUGCCACUGUGAAAGAGUCAAGAGGAUUGCUACUGUACCUACACUUCCAAAUGCAUUUUUCUCAGCUUCUGAAGAUGGCACUGUUAUGUUAUAUGACAUGCGGUCGCCACAUACUUGUGGUUCUUCUCAAACAAACAAUGUUCUAAUCAACUUGAGGCGCCAUGCAGGAAGAACAGCUGAAUGCAAGUGCAUUACUGUUAAUCCUUCCCGACCAGAGCUGCUUGCUGUAGGGGCCAGUGACCCAUAUGUUAGAAUAUAUGAUAGAAGAAUGAUUAAACUAACCAAUUUACAGAACCCUCCAGGUGGAAUGUCAAGGAGUCAGUGGGAGAGAAGUAACUAUGCGACCAGUCAGCUUGACUCUUCUGCAGACAAUCUUCCCCCCGGCUGUGUACAAUAUCUAGUUCCAGGUCACCUUCCUGAUAAGCUGAAGGAAUACUAUAGACGUUACCGGUCGUUGGCAACUACCUACUUGACAUAUAGUAGUGAUGGCACUCAUCUGUUAGCUAAUUUAGGUGGUGAACACAUAUACCUCUUCAACACAGCAAGUCCUCGUCAACCUAGGCAAUAUUCAAUAUCAAAUGUUGUAAAACAUUCUAAAGAAUCUGAUGGCCCAUCAAAUGGAGUAUGCAAGUCAAUUGCUUCUAAUACAAAUGGUAUAUCCUGUCAUCUUACUGGAGGAGGGGAACGAAUAGGGUAUCAUGCACAAGCCCAGCCUUUACCUCCACAAGCAGAAAUACUUAAAGCUAGAGCUAAUCAGGCCUUUGCUGCAGAGAAAUACAUCACUGCAUUGCACCUGUACAACCAAGCUGCACAGAUAUGCCCAAACUCUGCUGUCCUGUAUAGUAAUAGAGCUGCUGCUUUGAUGAAGCGAAAGUGGGAAGGUGAUAUAUAUGCUGCACUGAAAGACUGUUUCACGGCAUUAGAGAUUGAUCCUCACCACGUAAAGGCGCACUUUAGAUUGGCGCGAUGUUUGCAUCAACUUGGCCGUGAGCAAGAAGCACAACUUUGCCUGGAGGAGUUUAGAAGACAACAUCCAGAUCACAGUUCAUCACCUGCCUGCUCUGCACUAGCUCAUGAUAUUACCAGCUCCAUUUUACAAUUGCAGAAUGGAAUUUCUUCAGAUAAUAGCAGUGAGGGAGAUAUGGAUGAAGAAGGACUCCUGGGUGUAUUGCCAACGCCUAGUACACAGGAACAGGAAUGGCGGGUAAGAGCCACAGACUAUCAUAAGUCGUACUGUGGCCACUGCAACACCACCACCGAUAUUAAAGAAGCCGCUUUUCUUGGAAAGGAUGGCGAAUUCAUAGCAGCAGGGUCAGAUGAUGGAAAUUUGUUUAUUUGGGAUCGUGAAACCACAAACCUCAUUCGUGUUAUUCCGGGAGAUGAAUCCAUUGUUAACUGUGUCCAGCCCCAUCCACACACCUGUUUAUUAGCCACAAGUGGAAUUGAGUCGGUUGUGAAACUUUGGGCCCCUCUUCCACAGCUGGAUAAUGAAGAUCUUCAAAGUAUGGACUUUGAGAAAAUGGAAAAAACAGCCCAAGCCAACCAGCAACGCAUGAGUGCUGAUCCAUUGGAGAUGAUGCUGAUGCACAUGGGCAACAUGGCCCAUGUGUUUGGAGGAGGCGGUGGGGGUGAGGGGAGAGGUGGAGGAGGAGGAGGGCCAGGCGGCGAUAAUCCCUCGCGGGACCCUUCUCCUGGCGGCCAGAAUGAUCGCAACUUGGCAGACGUCCAAUGUCGUACUAGCUGAGCCCAGCCAGUGAAGUGUUCACACUUGCCUGGCAACCUUAUUGAAAUGAGACUGUGAUGGAUGCUCCUUGUCGUUGGUCUGAAUUCUGAAAAAACCCUGAAUGGAAAUUCUUAGGAUUGUGGUCCCUGCUUUGUCAGUCAUUUUACUUUGUUAUACAGGUGUAGUACCAAAGAAGUCUUUCUCAAAUAGGUAUUUCAGAUUCUAGGCCUUUGUUGCAGGAGUCUCUUUAGCUUAGAACUAAUCAAGUGACUUGUGUGGUGGAGGAUAUGAGUAUCACAUGUACUUCAACUACAACUAAGAUCUUUCAUCUUAUUGAUAGACUAGAAAUCAGAUUCUCUUGUUUUAUGCAGUCAGAGAUUUGAAAAACUUCUCUUUUGAUUGUAAGUGGAUUGUUCAAGAACUUUCAGUUAUUUUUUAUUAUUAUUAUUUUUUUUAUGAUUUCUGGAUUAUAUAAAGUUGUAUGUUUGGCAGUUCAGCCUUCAGUUAAACAGAAUGUAGACAAUAGGUUCAUUCAUUCUCAAAACCAGUAAAAGCAGUCUUUACUGGAACUUAUAGUGUCAAAUUAGUAUCUGUGUAUUCUGCAGUGUAAGUAUAAAUGGUUAUUUUGUUAUUUAUUAAGUUACAAGUAGUUUAAAUUGAAAAUGCAAUACAAGUUAAACUACGUUUUCAAAUCUUGUGAGCUCAUUCAACCUCUUCCCCUGCCAGGCUUAUAAACAGCUUACAUUUGAGGCUGUUUGAUAUGCUAAAUAUUUAUACUGGUGCUCUGAUGUGCAGUUUAAUUCAUGUACAUAAUCAUUUGUGUGAAAGUUAUAUUUUGUAAAACAACUUUGAUAUAUCUAUAUAUAUAUAAAUAUAUAAAUAUAUAAAAUCUUCGAACAGGGUACAUCAGCAGUUACUAUCAAAUGAGUCAGUACAUGCUAAUGUACUUGUAUAUACAUGUAUAUGUUUAAUGACUGAUUAUGUUCCAAAGAAUUUGGGCAAAACAUUGUAUUAGGCAACAUUAUAUAAUACUUUUGUUCUGCCUUAUUAUUAUGAUUUUCUUUGCUUAAGCCAUACAUUUUAUAUUUGCAUCCUGCAUUUUCUAUACAGAUAUUCCACUUUUUGUUGUUGAUUAUAAGAUUCAUCCAGAAAAGAUAAUGCUUUUGAAAGCGAUAAAAAAAUAUUCCAUUUCUAGGCAUUGUAAAUAUUGUGUGCUUUAUCUGUUGUUUCUUCUGUAUGUAGCUGAAAUGAACUUGUCUGAGUAUGACAUGGUUUCUCUCAUUCUUUAUUUUCUACCUAUAUUUGAUAUGUUUAUUUUUGUUAUGUGAAAUGCUGUAAAUAAUUUUGAAGUUAUGUCCUACUGUAUAUGAGAUAUAGUGGCUUAUCCUCUUCACAUUUUGCCCAAUUUACUCUAAGAAGGCAUGUUCAUUAGGGGACAUUCUAUGAAAAUGUUUGUAUUCUCAGAAAAAGAAAGAGAAACUUGUGUAUUUAGUAAGUAAAUAUAUGAAACCUUCAGUCUUUCUGGAAAGAUUCCCUUAGUGGUCAAAAAAUAUACUUAUUUGUCACUAUUAAUGUGAUUCCUUGGUAUGUUUCUGUGUUUGCUUACAGUACAUGCAUAGCUGUUUUUUACUUUUCCUGUGUUUACCUUAUUACAAGAUUUGUUUCUAUUAAUAUAUUUUCACUUGCUCUCUGCUGUGGUAAUGUGGUCUUGUUAACUUACUCCUUUUAUAGAAGUACCCAGUUGAUAACAGAACUGAGAAAAAGAGAAAAAAAUGUGCAGUCAUAGCAUUCAUUAACACUAGUUAUACCCACUAAAUGGUCUCAUGCUGCCUACCUUCCUCAUAUGCUCUUGUAUAAUCAGUGAACUUUUGAUUAAAAAACUUUGUGUAUCAUGGAGGAAAGUGAUAAAGUUUUAGCUGAUAACUGCCUUUAACCCUUAUUUUGCGGGUGGCAUCUACUUUGAUGCCAUGAUGGCGUAGCACCGAUGCACUGGUGGCAUCCCUACUGCUGCAGCCCAUACGGAUGUAACUGUUUGGCGGUCAGCAUGUCCCCCAAAAAAGCCCACACACAUUGGGUUAAACAGUUAUGUUCAACAUUUUUCUUUUGAUUUUUCAGAUGUAACUUUGGAGGGGUUAUGACACCCCUUUCAGGCACACUCCCACCUUUGAUUUUAAGUGAAGUGGGGUACAGAUAAUGACAGUUUUCUCAAUGUAUAAGAUAUAUUUAUUCUUGAUAUUUACAUUCAAGGACCCAUGAUAAUGUUAAGAGAAUACAUACUACUAUGAAGUUGUCAUUAUAAGAGCAUGUAUUUAUUCUCAUGUGUCAGCAUGAUAGACUAGGCCCAUACAUAAAGUAUUGUUCAUGGAAUACUCUCCAUAAUGAAAAUGUGAUGUAUAAUUGGUACUAAAUGCCUAAUGUAUACAUGUAAUAUUUCAUGAUAGUCUAAAAAAAAACCAGGACUGUGAAUAUUAAUUAGACUCAAGCCAUAACUUUAUUCAGAAUUGAUAUUGCUAUUAUCAUUAUUAUUCCUCCAUUUUAGAAUCCAAAGGUAUUAUGUAUUAAACAUUAAAAUGCUAAAAAAUUGGCAUGUUUGGGUUUUAAGUUUCCUCUUUUUUUAUGUGUUAGAAUUUCAAUAUCCCUUUCAGUAAAGGUCAUGGGGCUGCUUCUGAGUGUGCAUGGGCUCUUAAGAAAAUGUUUCAUCAUGUUAUUAUUGAUUCAUAACUAUUUUACUGUAAAUGUAUGUGCCCGGUGAUAUUUCAUUACUUCCUCUGUUUCCUUAUGGGAAAUCUUUCUAUGGCUGCAUUUUUACAAGUGGAUAUUUUAAUUUGUUAUCCUUACACAAAGUAGCAUGGUGACAUCAGUAUGAAAAUAUUGGAGGUUGGUAGUAUCAGAGACUAGUGGGUAUACUAGCAUAAUGUAUUUUAUGGAUAAAGUAACAAAAAGAAUAUACAAAUGUCUUUCUGCAACAUUAACAAAUACAUAAGGCAGGUGCAUUUUAGUUGAAGUAACUUCUUUGAAUUUUGUUCAUGAAUUGUGAGUAAGUUUAUUCAAGCUAUGAUAUUAAACUUAGAUUGGCGCAAAACUUAUUUUAUACAUUUUUAAAAAUGUCUUUUGUUUAUGAAUUAGCAAAAUUUAUAUAGUACCCUACUACAUACUCUUCAACACAUAGAUAUCUGUAUUCAGAUCUUUCUUCUGUUAGUCUAACUUAGUUAUGAUAAUCCCAACUCAAUUUAUGUGUAUUACCUGUAAUAAGGCCAACUUUCAUAAUACAUACUAGUCAUAGCUGAAGUGACAUUAGAGUUCAGUAGCAAUAGUAAAAUGGCACAAAUGUUGUGAUAAUGAUAGCACUUGCACUAAUGAUACUAAUAAUAUUUCCAGAACCCCUCAGAGAAAAUGCAUAUAAUGAGUUUGACUGAAUAUUCACACAAAAGUAUUUAUAUCUUCUUUUUCCCAUAUAUGGAUUACAGUAGACAGGUCAAACUAAAUCAAUGGAAUGGCAGUUAGUUGGAUUUGUAACAUAAAUAUUAAUAUUUUAGGAUCUGGAGAUGUACUAAAAUAUAUCUUGCCUCCAUUCUAUUACACAUUAUUGUUUACUCUCUUUUAAACUUCAGUGCAGAUAAAAUCAGUUGCCCUCAUCAAGUUGAUGGUUCAACCCUUCAUUUUCUGUUUGGUUGUGUGGUAUGCCUUGUUAACCUAAAUCCAUUGGGCAUGGCAUGUGCAUACAUGCCAUGCCCGCUGUGAGUUUUUACACAUAGAUGGCUACACUUGUACUAAGUCACCAAUGUGCCAGUUAUGAGUACUACUUGUCUCACCUGUUUACCCUUUUCCUUGAUUUGCAAAAAUAUUUUAUAUUAUCUUAUAUUGCUGUUAUAAAUGUCUCUAACAUUUUAGUAAUUAUAAUGUCUAUGAUAAAAUAACCCAAUCGAUAUUCAUUGUAUUAGUAUAAAAAAAUGUUUUUCCCACCAAUUCAAGGAAAGGUGAAAUCAGGUAAAGUAACAAGGUCUACUAAUUAACUCCUUUGUGGCUAAGUAAUAGCAGAGCCAUCUAUGUGCAGAGAUAUUAAAAAAGAAAAAUGAGCACAGCAUUUUCCUGGCAGUUUUGAAUUAAUAUGAAAGAGGCAGUGCUCUAUACACAGGGUUGCAUUAACCUAUUCGCCCCACGUGGCAAGGAUAGAUGCCAUGCCCACUUUGAUACACAUUUAUUUAUUGUAUUUACACAUAGAUGGCUCCACAAGUUCUUAAUCACCAAAUAACCAGUUUAUCGGAACAACCUUUCUCACCUGUUUACCCUUUUCCUUCACUUUAGAAAAGGGUCUUUUGUAUCAUUUCAUUGUCUAAAAUAUUCUAAUGACAAUUUAAUAAUCAUAACAUCAAUAACAAUAAUAACAGUAUCGAUAGCAAUGGUAUUAAUUUUCCCGCCAAUUCAAUGAAUGGGAAAAUCAGGAUCGGUAACUAGGGCCUACUGAUAGACUCCUUGCCGGCUGAGCACAUAUGGAGCCAUCUGUAGGUAACAAAAUUCACCAAAAACUACAGGGGACAGAACAUAAAUCCGGGGCGAAUGGGUUUAUGACCUCAGAGAAGGUUAACUUCUUAUAUACUGGACAUAAUAUUCUUCCUUUUAAAUGAUGAUUUUUCCUAUGCUAACUCUGCUUCCCUAUCUUUCUCAGUCAGUAUUUUUUCUUCUGUGAUAUUUCGAUAUCUGUAAAGCUGACCAGUCUACUUGAAACAUCUUGUUUAUUAUUUUCAGAAUAAAAGAAUUAAAGGAAUGAUAAUGUAGAAAGUGCAUGGUCACAUCGCUUAAAUCUAAUCUUGCAUAAAAAGAACUGAAUGAAGAUAUUAUUUAUACAAGAAUUCCUAGGUCCAGGUAAGAAACUGCAAAGAAAGUGACAGAAAGUGCAAAUGAACAAGUCUUCACAUGCAUGAAUUAAAAUUGCAUGUUUUUAAGAAAAGCCUUACAUCCAUGGAAUUGAGUACUGGUAUAGAUAAAGGAAAGUAAUUACUUAUAUAAAAAUUUCUGUAGAAUGUCCUCUGUGAAGAAAGUGUUUAAAAAAAUCUACAUUCAUAUGUAACAAGCAUGCUUUGUUUCUUGUGUUGUCUUUGUAGUGCAGGAAUUUUGCCAAAGUUUAACAUAGAACAUAAAGUAAAUGGGAAAUCAAAUGCCCAAUGUUUGCAGUGGUUAUAAUUCCACUGUUUAUUUUUUUUGCCUUUUUUUGGCUAUGUUUGAAAUUCACCUGUAAAAUAUUGAGCAUACUGGCUUCUCUUUUGUUGAUGAUAGUUUUCAUUUACAAUUUUGAAUGUCACACCCUCUUCACUUCAUAUGGAAAGAAGAGGCAAAGAGAACAGAAGAGGGAAGAAAUGGAAGGUGGAAGUGAUAUGAUUAAGGAAGAGGGAAUCUGGUAAUGAAUUUUGUUAGUACUUUUGAUAUGAAGUUAUUUCUCUCUCACUUAUUUUCUAUGAAACUCAGCUGCUAUAAUAACUAUUUGCGGGAUUGAGUAUCAUCAUCAGAAAAAGAAAUUGGAUGAAGUUAAUGUGUUACUUCAACACAUCAUAUGAUUUUCUUUGCAGAGCUGUGCAGUGUUUCUGUUUAACCUUCCAGUCCUCAUUUUGAGGUGAAAAUACUACUGUAGGAAGUUCUGUAGACAAACACUGUGUUGCUUAUUGCAAAGCUUUUUAUUAAGUUGUAAAUUACAUACAUAAAUAAAAGAUAUACUCUAAAUA